Messenger RNA from Corythoichthys intestinalis (scribbled pipefish), 1465 nucleotides. Its product is annotated as homeobox protein DBX1-B-like. The record is from RefSeq and is a predicted model, not a curated record. Lineage: Eukaryota; Metazoa; Chordata; Actinopteri; Syngnathiformes; Syngnathidae. Bases 75 to 1058 code for a protein of 327 amino acids. Gene Ontology annotation, biological process: regulation of transcription by RNA polymerase II; cell differentiation in spinal cord. The transcript is spliced from 4 exons. Gene Ontology annotation, molecular function: DNA-binding transcription factor activity, RNA polymerase II-specific; DNA binding.
GUAGUCCAGCGUGUCAUUACCCGCAAUCAAGACAAAAACAGAAAAAGUUUGGUGUGAGCAGCUAGGGGCUAGUCAUGAUGUUUCCUUGCAGCGCCUUGUCGCAUCAUCUCUACCCGGACCUGCUGCGUCCGCCGGCCGCUCUGACUUGCCCUGUCCCCCGGUCACUGCCUUCGGGCUACCGCGUGGAAGAUCUCCUCCGAAUCAGCCAACCUGCGUACAACUACAUACAGCGGACCUUCUCGGCCGCAAACCCCGGCGACGUCCUCUCGCUAAGCCCGGAGCAGGGCGCCUCAUCCCGGGCGUCGGGACCCAGCACUGCCCGCUCUGUGUUUCAGUGCUCCGGGCAGCCAAACCACAGCGGCGGUUCCCCGCAGUCCGCGUGUCCGGCCUCGAAUUGUUUGAAGUUCGGCGUCAGUGCCAUACUAGCACCGUCCACAAGGGGUGGUUGCUCAUCUCCUCCAGUCCACAGUUUGCAGACCAAAUCAUUUCCUCUACCAUUCUUGGAUGCAAGUCUCCAUCCUUUCAUCAGAACUUCCUAUUUCACAGCGUCCUCCUCCUCUGUGGUCCCUGUCCCAGGAACCUUUUCAUGGCCCCUUGCCCCCAGAGGGAAGCCUAGGCGGGGCAUGCUGCGACGAGCUGUCUUUUCAGAUCUUCAGAGGAAGGCCCUGGAGAGAACUUUCCAGAAGCAGAAGUAUAUCAGCAAGCCAGACAGGAAAAAGUUGGCCAGUAAAUUGGGACUCAAAGACUCACAGGUGAAAAUCUGGUUUCAAAACCGUAGAAUGAAAUGGAGGAACUCCAAAGAAAGGGAGCUGCUGUCAACAGGAGGCUGCCGUCAGCAGACCCUCCCCACCAAAACCAACCCUCACCCGGACCUCACGGAUGUGGGUAGCACCUUCUGCCACAGCGGGCUGGAGAGGAUGGCGACCACCAGCCAAGGACAGUUGGAGGGUCAGGAGACAAAUCUGCCCCGUCGUCAUCAUCAGCAUCACCAUCGAUCCUCGCCGUCAGAUUCCAGUAAACAAUCAGAGUCAGAAAGUGAAGAAAUCAAUGUUUCUUAAGAACAUGACUGGAAAAGAAUCCUUCCUCGCUUGCACUGCAGUUGACUUCAAAUGUUUGUUGUGAGGAAUGCAGAGGAAGUGUGACUACCGCAAGCGUUUGUGUUCAUUUUGUGAAUGGCUGAAUUCUAUCAGCAUCUGAUUCGUAUUGUGUACAUCAUUUUAUAUAUGACUUUUUUUUUGUUGUUGAGUAUAUUGUGUACAUAUUGUAAAAUAAGCACAGUAUGUGUAGAAUACUGUUUUUCAUACUCCAAAAAUAUACAUUACACAGUAAAAUCACACGUGUUAAUCUAACUCAGAGUUAAAAUCAACACUAUUUCUGAGUUUACAUAAUUCUCAUGGAUCCUCUCCUCCUCAUGGAUGAGUUACUCUUUGGAAAGUGUUAAUAUUUUAACUCAUUGCUUUAAAUA